Molecule: messenger RNA, 3050 nt
Organism: Coprinopsis cinerea okayama7#130
Lineage: Eukaryota; Fungi; Basidiomycota; Agaricomycetes; Agaricales; Psathyrellaceae
Product: bifunctional purine biosynthetic protein ADE1
Exons: 9
Coding region: 1-2358 (785 amino acids)
Biological process (GO): 'de novo' IMP biosynthetic process; adenine biosynthetic process
Cellular component (GO): cytosol
Molecular function (GO): phosphoribosylamine-glycine ligase activity; metal ion binding; ATP binding
Source: RefSeq, a predicted model, not a curated record
AUGUCGAUCCGCAUCCUACUCCUCGGAAAUGGCGGCAGAGAGCAUGCUCUCGCCUGGAAACUCGCAAAGUCGACACAGGUAGACCAUAUCUGGGUCUGCCCAGGAAAUGCUGGCACAAAAUCAGAACCAAAAACAACAAAUCUCGACCAGAUAUCCCCCUCUGAUUUCCCCAAUCUCGUCGACUUUGCCGUCAAAAACAAUGUAUCCCUGGUCGUACCAGGUCCAGAGCAGCCCCUGGUAGAUGGCGUUGAAAGCCAUUUCAGGAAAGUGCUGAUUUCGGCAGUCGGAAUUCCUGUCUUUGGUCCGAGUGAAAAAGCUGCUCGAAUGGAAGGAUCCAAGGCUUUUUCCAAGGACUUUAUGGCCCGUCACAACAUCCCAACUGCUCAGUUCCGCGUUUUCAAGGCUCCCGAACUCGACGCUGCCAUCAACUACAUCAACACCUGUGGUCACUCGGUUGUCCUCAAGGCCAGUGGCCUCGCAGCAGGAAAGGGCGUGUUGAUCCCAGAGACAAAAGAAGAGGCAAUUGCUGGUCUCAAGGAAAUCUUGGUGGACGGUGUCUUUGGUGAUGCUGGCAAUGAAGUUGUCAUCGAGGAACUUUUGACUGGUCCUGAGAUCUCAGUCUUGGCCAUUUGUGAUGGCUAUACUAUCAUCCCCCUUCCCGCUGCACAGGAUCACAAGAGGAUUGGUGAAGGUGACACUGGUCUUGAUACCGGUGGUAUGGGUGCAUACGCCCCUGCCCCGGUUGCCACUCCUGAGAUCAUGGAACGUAUCAUGAAUGAAACCCUCAAGCCCACCAUCGACGGAAUGAGGCGUGAAGGCUAUCCCUUCGUCGGUGUCCUCUUCACUGGCUUUAUGCUCACGGAUUCAGGUCCCAAGGUCUUGGAGUACAACGUUCGAUUUGGUGACCCGGAAACCGAAGCUCUCAUGCUCCUUCUCAAAAAAGAUGUCGAUCUGGCGUCAGUCUUCUUGGCGGCUGCUGAGCGUCGACUCGACUCCGUGCAGGUCGAGUUCCAAGAAGGCGUUGCCGUAACGGUAAUCCUUGCAUCGCAAGGUUACCCGGGAAGCUAUCCCAAGGGAAAGGUAAUCGCUAUCGGGGACCUUCCUUCAGAUGUUGUCGUCUUCCACGCCGGAACAAAGUACUCGGGCAACGAUAUCGUAACCUCUGGUGGACGAGUCCUUGCAGUUACGGCAUAUGGGCAUACCAUCCAGGAAGCUCUCGCCUCUGCCUACAAGGCUGUCGACAAUGUUUCCUUCGACGGAAAGACUUACCGUCGAGAUAUCGCUCACCGUGCACUCAAAGAUCAGCCUGCUUCGACGGGCUUGACGUACGCCCAAGCAGGUGUUUCAGUAGAUGCCGGAAACGCCUUGGUCGAAGCCAUUAAACCCUUCGUGAAAGCCACCCGCCGCCCGGGUGCAGACGCAGAUAUUGGUGGAUUCGGUGGUGUCUUUGACCUCAAAGCUACUGGCUUCAAGGACCCCGUCCUCGUCAGCGGUACCGAUGGUGUCGGUACCAAACUUCGCCUAGCAGUCGAUUGUGACAUCCAUGAUACGGUCGGUAUCGAUCUUGUCGCCAUGUCGGUGAACGACCUCCUCGUUCAAGGUGCCGAGCCCUUGUACUUUUUGGACUACUAUGGCUGCAGCAAGCUCGAUGUCCCCGUUGCAACCCAGGUGGUCAAGGGUAUCGCUGAGGGAUGCAGGCAAGCUGGUUGUGCAUUAAUCGGCGGUGAGACCGCGGAAAUGCCUGGCAUGUACCUCCCCGGUGACUAUGAUCUCGCCGGUUUCGCAGUCGGAGCAGUCGAACGAGACCUCAUCCUUCCCACUCCCAACAUAGUCCCAGGGGACGUCCUGAUUGGACUCACCUCUUCCGGUCUGCACUCUAACGGAUUCUCCCUCGUCCGCAAAAUCAUCCAAGUCUCCGGCCUGACCUAUACCUCACCCUGCCCCUGGUCUCCUGACGUCCCUCUCGGUCGCGCCCUCCUCGAGCCUACCAGGAUAUAUAUCUCCCAAGUCCUCCCCGUCGCCAAAGCUGGCUUGCUCAAGGGCAUGUCUCACAUCACAGGCGGCGGCUUCACCGAAAACAUCCCCCGAGUCCUUCCCAAAAACACCGGCUGCUACGUUGACGCCUCGACUUGGACUCUUCCUCCCGUUUUCAAGUUUUUAAAGAAGCACGGGAACGUCGCCUCCCCCGAGAUGGCUAGGACGUUCAACAACGGUAUCGGCCUUGUUCUUAUUGCCGCAGCUGAGAACGUGGACAAGGUCCUCGAGCAACUCAAAGGUGGUUCAGCCGAGGUAUAUCGCAUCGGAGAGGUCACUGACAAACCUGGCGUGGAAAUGCGCAAUCUCUCCGCCUGGGAUUAGACGUACUAAAAAUGGCGAUGGGCCAUGGGACUUCGGAACGUGUCUGCGUUAUUGUUAUCUGUAAAAUAGCCAUCUCGAAAGGAGCGUACGAUUUGAACGACGGUAAAUACAGUGCUGUGAAUGCAAUGGUUUAUGAUGGAAGGUCUGCAUGUAGUCGGACAUCAAGCCAACAGAAAAGAGGGGAAAGGAGGAACACCGGCACACGGAGAAAGAACUAGCUGAUUAUAGCGUAUGAACUACUUCUAUGGAGUGGAGAUUGGAUAGUACAAAUGUGGUGGCACAGGACAGGUAGAAGAAUAGGAUACAUGGGGUUGUGAGAGGCCAGACACAGAGUCGCGGGUAGAAUGAAAAAUACUCGCCAGGAGAGGAACUCGCGGUGGAGUUCCGGCAGGGACGACGCCGACAGCAAUGAAUCUGGGUGGUGUGGUGAUGUAACAGGAGGUGGGAUGGGAUGUGGGCAGGUUUAGUAAAUACACAGGAUGUUGAAUAUAUGUAUGUGUGAUGACGAUGGAAACGAGCUUGAACAAGUCGACGGGAAAGGGGCGAAGAUGAUCCACGGGGUCCCAAGAUGAUGACUAUGUCUACCGAUCAACAAGGCGUCAAGUGAAUAGCUGGAGAGGGAACAAAAGGAGAGAGAGAGAAGAAAAGAGAGGAAAGACCUUCAUGUUAUGUGCAUGCUAGAUAAUGGUGAA